AUCAGGUAAAAGAGUACCUCAUGCUUCACAUUUCUCCUCUUCUCAUCACUACUCCUUUUUGAUUGGGGGUGAGUGUAACUGGAGAGUUGAAACACAAUACCCGGGUUUGUUUUCUGCUUUUAUAGCUGUCCUCGUUAUUGUCUUCACUGAUGCCUAACUCAAGUGAGCAGUCGCAUUUUGUUGGCUCUCUGAGCCAUCACGGUCCUGCAUGGAUUGAAGGCCAGCACCACAAGACUUCAGGUCGCUGUCACUUCUGUGGCACCAUGGCAGGUCGUAGAAAUUCUCUGGCACUGAGUGGGGGAGAUGGUGGAGUAUGGUCUCACCAUCACGUAGAUCUUGAUGAAAAACAGAAUCCAGUCUGCCAGUAUUCCCAGAUCCAACAGGACCGGCAUGGACAGCAGCUAUUGAGGAAGCACUCAGUGCCCGAUCUUGGCAGCAGCCUCUACCUCAGACAAAUGAUGGCAAACCUGGCCUCUGCACCACCUGUGGAUUACUACACGACUGGUUCUGCCUUAUCUGGUCGGCCACCUGAAGAGUCUGGGUUUUAUAGGGAUAACCAGCACCUGCUCAACAGAUCAGCAUCGCAUUAUGGGUCCAACGCUAGGGGGGUGAACCCUACCUGGGAUCAAGGACAGGCAAGGGCCACACCUACCGUGUUGGCGUCUUCUUCUACACCUAACCCCAUGCCUCCUCCCCUUCCCCCUCCUCCCCCGCCUCCUCCCCCACCUCCUCCUCCUCCUGUUCAUGAGCUAAGCCGUUUGUACAGGGAAACUCUGGGAUCUAAAAUGAUCCAAGACGCCCAGCGUAUUGGUGGCAGCUCUCCUGGUCCUGCAGCCUACGGGGUCCAGCCCCCUCUUCCUCUUUACGCUGCUGGGCCACCAUCUCUUUCUGCUCACCAAGCUUACAACAAUAUAAACGGCUUUUCCCUGGACUCCUAUCAGCCAGCUGACACCAAUACUGUGGUGGACUCAGCAUACCAGGGAAUGGACGGAGCUUUCCCCCGGGCUUACGGGGCUAUAGCCUCUCAGAGGCAACCUUAUGACCCAAAUUAUGACCCCAAUUCAGCCAUGGUGGCUACCACAGCUGGAUAUACCUCAGGUCUGCCUCUUCACCAUCCCAGUGCUGCAGACCCCAAGAAGAUGGUGGACCCUUCCUUCCUGGCUUUUCUGCGAGCUGAAGGCUUGGCUGAGAGCACUAUCACCCUCCUGCUGCAACAUGGCUUUGAUUCCUAUUCCACCCUGGGGAUGAUGGAGGACCAUGAUGUCCGCUCUGUGGCCCCUAACUUGGCCCAGGCCCGUGCUCUCUCACGUGUGAUGCUUGGUUUCAAGACAAGUGGAACAGCACAACGUACACGAUCCAACAGCUUUACCCAUCGCAAUGAUCUCUACAUGCAGCCCCAGGGUUUGACCAUGGACCCCAACCUGAUGCAGCAACCUCCCACCACUUUCCAGAACAUGUCCCCCAGGAUGGGAGAAUUUCUUGGCAGAAGACCCAGUAGUGCACCCUCCCAACACCUACUGGAGACCACCACCUACCCAGGAUCACGACCCAUGGGAAGUGGAGCUUUUCCAAUUAGCCCUGGAGGAUAUAGCAAUGCUGUGACUCAGGGAAGACCUUUCUCCAUGUUUAAUGCCCACACCGGUCUUGCCAUGUCUGCUCUUGGACAACAGCCUCCAUCAGCCCCGGGCACCCAUGGAGCAGCACCAAAAACCUAUUCUGGCUCCUAUUCCCCCAUGGAGCUGAUGAAGAGAGCACCCAACCUUCCUCCAACAUCACCAGCAGCAGCACCAAGCCCCCUUCACAGCCCCCAACUGCUCCGGAAAGGGAUCAAUGCUGCCCCUGAAAGUAACAUCGUUCCUGUAACCUCUUCCUCCGCUCUCCAAGCGCAAAAUCUAAACAACGGCAGGAUGGUUGGACGUCGUACGGGUCCCCCUGUCAUUGUCUCAACCAUGGCCACCACGCCUGACACAAGUAUUCGGCCCCAAAUCAUGAACGGGCCAAUGCACCCGCGCCCCCUGGUGGCGCUGCUGGACGGGCGUGACUGCACCGUGGAGAUGCCCAUCCUGAAAGACUUGGCAACUGUUGCCUUUUGCGACGCGCAGUCCACACAGGAGAUACACGAGAAGAAGCGCGGCUGUGCUGCUACUGGGAGAUACAGGGCGAGGACGAGGACAUUAGAGGAGAGCGAGGGCAGGCAGACGUGCUUAAGAAUCGCUGUGUGUAACAUUCCCUCGGCAGCCGUGGAGGAGACGGCGGACUCCACCCUGUGCCACAUCCUGAACCUCUACAGGCGGAACACCUGGCUCUACCAGGCUCUCCGGGAGGGCACGCGGGUCCAGAGCGUGGAGCAGAUCCGCGAGGUGGCCUCCGGCGCCGCCCGCAUCCGUGGCGAGACCCUCGGCCUCAUCGGCUUCGGUCGAUCGGGCCAGGCGGUGGCGGUGCGAGCCAAGGUCUUCGGCUUCAACGUCAUCUUCUACGACCCCUACCUGCAGGACGGCCUGGAGCGCUCGCUGGGCGUCCAGCGCGUCUACACCCUGCAGGACCUGCUCUACCAGAGCGACUGCGUCUCCCUACACUGCAACCUGAACGAACACAACCACCACCUCAUCAACGACUUCACCAUCAAACAGAUGCGUCAGGGUGCGUUCCUGGUCAACACUGCGCGGGGCGGCCUGGUGGAUGAGAAGGCCUUGGCCCAGGCGCUGAAGGAGGGCAGGAUACGUGGAGCCGCCCUGGACGUGCACGAGACGGAGCCCUUCAGUUUUGCUCAGGGCCCGCUGAAAGACGCUCCCAACCUGAUCUGCACGCCGCACACAGCCUGGUACAGCGAGCAGGCCUCCCUGGAGAUGAGGGAGGCGGCCGCCACCGAGAUCCGACGAGCCGUCACCGGUCGAAUCCCCGACAGCCUACGAAACUGCGUCAACAAGGAGUUCUUCGUCACCACGGCACCGUGGGCGGUUAUGGAUCAACCGGGGGUUCACCACGAGCUCAACGGCGCCACCUACAGAUACCCGCCAGGUGUGGUCGGAGUGGCUCCGGGCGGCAUCCCCGGAGCGUUAGAGGGCCUCGUCCCGGGUGGGGUGCCCAUCGCCCACACCAUGCCCUCUGGUACACACCCCUCCCAGGCCCCGUCGCCCAACCAGCCCUCCAAACACGGCGAAACCAGAGAGCACCUCACCGAGCAAUAGCAGCCGAAGGGACACGAGCAGCCUGGCGACAUCUCACCCCGCCGCCGGUCGACACUCAGCACCAACCGAAACACAACUGGGACCAAGAGACAGUGAAACCACACGAGCGGCUGCCUGUUCCAUCAGCCGGCCACUGGGACCUCCACGUGCUCCGGGGGAAUUUGUACUUUUAACGUUUUAGUUUGUACUCUCUGUCUCUUUGGCUUCAGUACCGACUUUACUCUUUGAUGAUGAUGUUGUUUUUCUUUUUUUUUUGGUGGGGGGGGUUUCUUCGGGACAUGCCUAUGAUUGUGGACACGCAGAGUCCAGUGUUUUUAGCUCCUCGGGAUGAUGACCCGACGAGACUCGGUCCCGACUCCCCCCCCCGUCCCCGCCCUCACCCCGACCCACCCUGCCCCUUCACCUCAUGGGAAACGUAGGCCCACGUGUCAACGCCACAAGAGCAAAAUAAACUUUGGCAUCAUGUGCUACUGGACCUUAUCCUCCCCACCCGACCUCCCCCACCUCUCUCCUCCCCAGCCAACCUCCCCACCGCCCACCUCCACCCUUAUGUAACUAAUGUGUGUUGUUUAGGCCCCUCAUUAUUCCUCAGAAGAGAAUUCUUGUUGUUUUUUUGUUUCGUUUUCUUUUCCAAUCUUUAGUGUGAAUGACUAAAAAUGGAUUAUUGAAGUAAAUAUAUUUAUCAUUCGUCAAACAAAAAGGAAAAAGAUUGCUCAUCACGUAUAGUGAUCUAGAGUGGGUUUCAACCCUUUCCUGGCUGACACGGCCGCGGUUACACGUCUUCACCACUCGAGGGCACUCCUCCCCGUAGGGCUGCUCCAGCACAUUGUCUUGUGUGGGGCGCUCUCUGCAGUAAACACUAAACAUUCACUUUAUACAACUGAUUGUAGCUGAAUUUAAAGAGAUGAAGCUUCCAGCGGGGUAUUUAAACGUUUGUUUUAAAAAAAAAAUGGAGAGGAGGUGAUGUGUCAGCCUGAGCUGUGAAGAAGAGAGCAUUUAAUAAUAAUCAUUGAAAUAAGAAGGCCGGGCGUGACUGCGUCUGAUUCUCCUGCGCUGACCGAAGGACAUUUGACGGACAGCUCGUCUCAACGCACAGAACGAGUCGCGAGCCCCCCCCCCCCCCCUUCUUCGAGCACACUUCACACUCUGCGCACAGGAAAGGGUUAAAGCAAACUUCAUUUCUUAAACGACUCAGGAAAAACACUUUUUUGCAGAUAUUGUUUAUUCCCAGAAUUUUUUGUCUUUGAGGAAAACAAAAAAAAAAAGAUUUAAGACUGAUCUGGUUAGUCUGGAUAUUUUCUCUCUUCCCUCAUCCUCUCCAUUGUGGUAUUUUUAUAUACAAGGCGCAUCCCACGUUUUUCGGUGUUAAAAGAGUUUUGAAGAGUCCUGUUAGAUUUGUAUUGCCUAGUUAAAUGUUCCUAUAACCAUAGUCCUAUGUGAUCCAACCUCUCUCUCUCUCUUCUCUCCUUUCUUCUAUUUUUCUUUGUUCUAUUGAAGGCCAGGUUCUUUUUGGGGGCAUCCUGUACUCUGUAAGAGCAAUAGCAGAAACUCCUACUUAGUGUCCCAAACAAUAGCAGAAGAGGCAGCCAGGAGUAUGUUUUUGUUUUUAGUGUGAGUAUUUGUAUUUGUUUCUUGUACAAGGUGAACAUUUAGCAUUCAGUGCAGUUUAAAUAAAAAGAUACAAUACUU
Messenger RNA from Platichthys flesus (European flounder), 4877 nucleotides. RefSeq names its product C-terminal binding protein 2, like (gene ctbp2l). NCBI's taxonomy places the organism in Eukaryota, Metazoa, Chordata, Actinopteri, Pleuronectiformes, Pleuronectidae. Gene Ontology annotation, molecular function: oxidoreductase activity, acting on the CH-OH group of donors, NAD or NADP as acceptor; transcription corepressor activity; NAD binding. Bases 150 to 3188 code for a protein of 1012 amino acids. The record is from RefSeq and is a predicted model, not a curated record. The transcript is spliced from 9 exons.